Messenger RNA from Mycena indigotica, 1758 nucleotides. Its product is annotated as S-adenosyl-L-methionine-dependent methyltransferase. The coding region runs from base 1 to 1758 and encodes 585 amino acids. The transcript has a single exon. NCBI's taxonomy places the organism in Eukaryota, Fungi, Basidiomycota, Agaricomycetes, Agaricales, Mycenaceae. The record is from RefSeq and is a predicted model, not a curated record. Gene Ontology annotation, molecular function: S-adenosylmethionine-dependent methyltransferase activity.
AUGGCGACUUUCGCCAAAAGCACGUUCAAUGCGGCCAUGUAUGCCUUGGCAAGGCCGACAUACCCUAGAAUGCUCUUCGACUCUAUUCUUUCUUACCAUGAGCGUUCACUAACUUUGCCUGGCGCAACCGCCAAGUGGAAGCACGCUCUUGAUCUCGGUUGUGGCACUGGACAAGCCACUGCUGAGCUCCUCCGCCCACAAACAGAAGAUGGACCUGGCUUUUCCCGCGUAAUAGGACUCGAACCGAGCGCAAAAAUGAUUACAGAAGCUACCAAUUUUGCAGCAACUCUUGGCGAACGAGGAAAAUCUCUUUCUUUCGUCAAUGCACCGGCCGAAGAGCUCGGAUUUCUCCCUGAUAGCAGCGUCGACAUGGUUAUUGCAGGCGAGUUGUCCGUCUAUAUAACUCAGGGAAGACAGCUCAUGUGCAUUCUAGCCCAGGCCGCUCAUUGGUUUGACUGGGAACGACUGUGGCCAGAGUUGACGAGGGUGUUAAGGCACGGAGGCACAGCUGCAUUCUGGGUGUGUUUCUUUCGUCAAAUUUUCAUUGUCUACAACCGAGUUGUCCAGGUCUAUUCCGACAUGCGACUGCCUCAAUACCCUCAACUCACUCCUAUGAUCACAGAAUAUUUGCAAGGCAGUGAUCCUGAAACAUCAUUGGGACCUUACUGGGAGCCCGGUCGGAAGAUUCUGAACAACCACCUUCUGGAUAUCGCACCGCCUUCACACGGCUGGGAUGAUCUAACCCGGGUGUUCUUUACUGGGAAUCACCACCCAGACCUUCCCGAACCACUUCUGUCACCCAUCAUGCAAAAAAAGACAACUUGGGGUGUGGGCGUCCACGGAUAUCUAAGAACGUUCAGCUCCCUUCUUCGUUACCACGAGGCAUUCCCUGACGACAUAAACCAUCCUGAAGGCGAUAUCGCUGCCCGUUUUCUGCGUUCGUUGAUGAUUGGCGCCGACAUUCCACUAACGGAAGAAGGGCUGAAACAAGAGGUCACCAUUGAAUGGCCUCUAGCGCUGGUCCUUGCACGGAAAGAGCUUGAUCCAACCGACCCAUGGCGAUUGCGAAACAAAGCUUUGGUGGAGCGCGUAGACACGGUCAGAGAGCCUUAUAAUGCGAAAAUGGCCCACUCCGGCCCCCCUACGACUGUUGAAGAAACUGCGGAACGCAUGGAGGAGUGGAUCGAGGCACAGCAAACGGUGCUCACUAUGGUAGAAGAAGAGUUAGAAUCUCUUCCCGAAGUCAAUGAUCAAGACGCCGCUGCCAGUGUCCUUGAAGAUACUCGUGAUUACGAAGAAAAGUCUCUCAGUCCGAGCGAGCAAUACGAACGCGGUCGGCUUCGCUAUCUGGAGCUGCUAGAUGGGAGACUAACCUCCCUGUCAUGGCGCCUUACCUUCAAGGAAUCGUUUGAUUUCGCGUUGAACCUCGCAAACCAGAUUGAGGUUGAGGUUCCCAGCGACGAUAUUCCUGCUGGGGUAGCGGCUUGGAUAACGCGUAUGAAGCAACAUAUCAGUGAAAUAAAGGAAGGUCUUCCCGACCUGGAAGACCCAGAAGUCAUGGCGAUUGAGCAGUUGGAAAAUCUCUCCCAGGACGAUGCAAAACGCUUCGAGAAAGUUGAAGCUCUCCAAGGCAUCUUACAGCUGGUCGAAGGGCUUGUUGAGACCGUCAACAAAGAGCCUAUCGGGAAUAUGCUUCGUGAGCUGUACGUAUCGGCUGGAGCAGAGGUAACGAGUGAUAUCUCGUUUGAUCAGGAGUAG